UCAUUUUAGCAUUAAAUGAAUAAAUAUUUGUUCUUUUCAAACUUAAUCAAAACUCAAGUAUCCUCGAAAGUGGUUACCCGACAAAUAAAUAUGGCUGCUGGAAAGAAAGCUGCUGCUAUUAAAGCUAUUGAUGAUUAUGUAUCCAAUAAUCAAAAUGUCGGCAUUGGAAGUGGCUCAACAAUUGUGUAUGCAAUUGAACGGUUAUCUAAGAGAAUUCAAAAUGAAAACUUACAGAUUAAAUGCGUCCCCACAUCCUUUCAAGCUCGCCAACUAAUACUGGAGAACGGGUUGUACUUAAGUGAUUUGGAACAAACACCAGAGCUUGAUGUGGCAAUCGAUGGUGCUGAUGAAGUUGACCAAUAUCUAAACUGUAUCAAAGGUGGAGGAGGGUGUUUAACUCAGGAAAAAAUUGUUGCUUCAUGUGCAAAGAAGUUUAUUGUCAUAGCUGAUAGCAGCAAAGACUCCACAAAUCUGGGUGACAAAUGGAAGAAAGGAGUGCCUAUAGAAGUUAUUCCAAUGGCCUUUAAACCAGUUUCUUUAAAGCUGGAAAAACUUGGACUAAAACCUGUAUUGCGAAUGGCAAAGUCGAAAGCUGGUCCCUUAGUUACAGAUAAUGGAAAUUUUAUUAUUGAUUUUGAGUUUGAGACUGUGAAAGAUUGGAAAAGUUUAAACAAUCAAGUUGUUAGUAUUCCAGGCGUUGUCGAGACUGGUUUGUUUAUCAAUAUGGUGGAUUGUGUUAUUUUUGGAAACGAGGAUGGAACAGUUACUUUGAAGGGAAUUUAAACACUAGAAAUUUAACCUUGCACUAAAAAAUCUUCAUAUUUAUUUAUGUUAUUUUAUUACACGUCUGUAUAAAACACGAGACGAAGUUACAAUCCUGUAGUUAAGUAGUUAUUGAAAAACUGAAGAAGUAAACUACAGAAUUAACAACAUUUUUAAUUUUUAGUACAUAAUAGUUAGAUUCAUUAGAUUUUUUAAAAGAGGUUCCUUUCAAGCUAAUUCUAUUCAUUCUUUUGGUGUUUGUAAAAGACACUUUAGGCGAUAUUUCAGUUUCAUUGAAUGUUGACCUUGGUUCAGUCCGUUUAUUUAAGCAGCUUUUUCACACACAGUAACCUAAAAUGAGAAAAAUUUUAAGCAACUGUGUGUCCGAGGUAUAAAAAGUGUAUACUUGAAUUAUUUUUUUUUGUUUUCAACGCGAUUAUUUGUGGAAGAUAUUUUGAAAUCGAAAAUUUUAUAAAAAUAUUUUUACUUUUUUAUAUAGUAAAAAACUUCUCUUGUAAAUUUUUCUUUAUUUAUACUUUGUUCAGAAGUCAUAGGUAUUGUAAAUUUAGAUUUUCAUUAUUGGUGGAAAAAAAAUUUUGGUCGGAGAAAA
Hydractinia symbiolongicarpus is the source of this 1372-nucleotide messenger RNA. Its product is annotated as ribose-5-phosphate isomerase-like. Gene Ontology annotation, biological process: D-ribose metabolic process; pentose-phosphate shunt, non-oxidative branch. Lineage: Eukaryota; Metazoa; Cnidaria; Hydrozoa; Anthoathecata; Hydractiniidae. Gene Ontology annotation, cellular component: intracellular membrane-bounded organelle. Gene Ontology annotation, molecular function: ribose-5-phosphate isomerase activity. The coding region runs from base 16 to 783 and encodes 255 amino acids. The transcript has 2 exons. The record is from RefSeq and is a predicted model, not a curated record.